AUGCUGCCCAUUCAAAGGCUCGUUCUUGUUAUUCUAAUUUUGAGUGGUUGUCUUACAGCUGUGUUUGGUGGUUUCAAUGUUGACCGUAAUCUUACCGAUUUUAGGCGGCAUCGCGAGAAAAGAGGUUUGAUAUUUGAAAAUGGAGGUGCCAUUAAGCUUGUAAUUGGUCCCAUUAUGCCCGUUCAGCUGGGAGAUCCCAUUGUUUGGCGAUCCCUUAUCUGUUUAUAUAAUAUACAUGUGGGCGAUUAUAAGAUGCCAAGUACCCCAAUUUAUCCGUGGGAUAAAUGGGAGAAUAUAUAUGCCAGAUCGAAGGCAUUUAAUGGCAAAUUAGAACCGGACUAUUCAAGAGAGUUAUUGUACGCGGCUCUGGAAGGUUUUAUGAAUAGACCGCAUGGCCAUGGUAGGGAAUGUCUUUUACGGUCGAUUUGUGAAAAUGCUCAAAUUGAUCAACAUAUGGAUUUUUUUGGUGAAAUAUUAAAUGUGAUAUUGACACCCGGUAAAGAAGACUUAGAUGAAGAUUAUCGCAGUGCCUAUGAGAUGGGUCGAAAUGGUGUUAAUUGCCUAAAGUAUUAUAUAAAUUGUCCCAAAGGAGCAAAUAUUUUUGAUCAGUUUAUUCAUGAGAGUUAA
This is a messenger RNA of Musca vetustissima, 627 nucleotides long. RefSeq lists its product as uncharacterized. Bases 1 to 627 code for a protein of 208 amino acids. The transcript is spliced from 3 exons. NCBI's taxonomy places the organism in Eukaryota, Metazoa, Arthropoda, Insecta, Diptera, Muscidae. The record is from RefSeq and is a predicted model, not a curated record.